AUUGACCUCUUUGACCCCAGCGAGGCCAUUCUCAAGACGUACGGGCUUCCGUCGACAACUUCGUUUGCGAAACCCACGUACCCUCGUGCUCGUACGUUGGUCGAGUACACGUCGGUGGCCGAUGCGAUCAUCGGCUUUCAGUCGCUCGAACCCGGCUACGUCUUCAACUUGAUGACGCUGUACUGCUGGGCCGACCUUGAGAAGCGCUGGGAGCUAGCCCAUACGGCGGCGCGUCAAGCGCGAUGUGCCGCUACGAUGGCUGACAACGGCGCCGUGUACCUCGAGCCGUUCCUUCGCAACGUCAACUGGGACGCGUGGUAUCCGAUCUACGGUGCCAGUGUCGACGCUGCGGUCGCCGACGCGAUUACGAUUACGUCCGAAGGCCGGGACUGGUACAAGAGUCUCCAAAACGCGUACCAGUCUCUGGCUGAAGAAGCAGCGUACUGGAAAUCGCACCAGAUUUCGCACUUUCAGCUGCAGUGGAGCAACGACAAUCAGUUUGGCGUGCAAGAGUCCAUCUCGGUCGUCAACAUGCUCGGAUGGCAACAAGAUCUGACGAUUCAGUCGGUCGCGUACGCCGCCCGAAGCUCCAAGUGGACAACCUUUACGCUCAACUGGGCGUUUUUCGACGAUCUCUGGGGCUCGGCCGUCACCAACGGAAGCCUCGUGCGCAGUGCCAGCAACUUUAUGGGUGACGCGUCGAUGGAGAGGCUCCUCAACCUCUACCCGUUCACGCCCGCAAGCGUCAUCAUCCACAACACACUCGGGCCCUUUCUCAACGUUGAUUUGAUGGUGGUGGCGCCGCCUGCGCAGCUCGUCAAUGCGUACGUGGCCAUGGAAGCCGCGCUG
Molecule: messenger RNA, 849 nt
Organism: Saprolegnia diclina VS20
Lineage: Eukaryota; Oomycota; Saprolegniomycetes; Saprolegniales; Saprolegniaceae
Exons: 1
Source: RefSeq, a predicted model, not a curated record